AUGGAAGAGGGUUGUAAGCUGUAUGGGAAUCUCGGGGUAGCUGAUCUCCCCCCCAUAACAGCAGGCAUCCUUCGUGCUAAUUGUCAAAUGGGCACUCAGUACAAAGUGGAGAAGACUGGCAGAAGUUCAUACCAUGUGAGCCGUGACACUGGAGCCAAGGAGGAGCGUGUGGUGGUAUUGGAGGUUGCAAAGCCAGAGGAGGCGCAGUGCACGUGUAAUUACCAGAGGGAUGUACUGUGCGAGCCUAGGAGGCAACCUCGUGAACAUGAGCAACCACAAACUGGGGUGGGGGUGGUGGACGGUAGCGCGACUCACGCGGGGGAUGGUGGUGAGAAUGAAGGUGUUGAGGUAUCGGACGAGGAGGAGGACGGGAGUUCGGAGUCGGAGGGGGAGGGAGAAGAGCAGCCGGUAGAUGCGGGUGCUGGUGUCCAACAGGCUGUCCCAACAGUACUCCGUGAAGUUUUUGGCGAGGCAUUUAACGGGCUCAACACCUCAGGAACCAACAGAAACUUGCGCCCGGGGGGUGUGGGGUUAUCAAAUCCAACAGCGGCUGAGAGUGGGGGAUGCGGGGAGAGCGGAAGAGUAUCCGAGAGUGGAGGAUUGGGGGAGUGGGAAGGAGGAUACGCGAGCGGGGCAGAGAGGGGAGGAGCAUCAGCGGGUGGGGAAUGGAGGAGAGGAGCAGCCGAGAGUGGGGCGGGGAGGGCAGGAGCAGAGAGUGGGGCGGGGAGGGCAGGAGCAGAGAGUGGGGCGGGGAGGGCAGGAGCAGAGAGUGGGGCAUGGAGGGCAGGAGCAGAGAGUGGGGCAUGGAGGGCAGGAGCAGAGAGUGGGGCAUGGAGGGCAGGAGCAGAGAGUGGGGCAUGGAGGGCAGGAGCAGAGAGUGGGGCAUGGAGGGCAGGAGCAGCCGAGAUCGGGACAGGGAGGGGAGCAGCCGAGAUCGGGACAGGGAGGGGAGCAGCCGAGAUCGAGAAAGGGGGAGGAGCAGCCGGGAGCGGGGCAGGGAGGGGAGGAGCAGCAGGGAGCGGGGCAGGGAGGGGAGGAGUACCAGGGAGCGGGGGGGGAAGGGGAGGAGUAGCAGGGAGCGGGGGGGGAAGGGGAGGAGUAGCAGGGAGCGGGGCAGGGAGGGGAGGAGUAGCAGGGAGCGGGGCAGGGAGGGAAGGAGCAGCAGGGAGCGGGGCAGGGAGGGGAGGAGUACCAGGGAGCGGGGGGGAGAGGGAAGUAGCAGUGAGCGGGGCGAGGAGGGCAGGAGCAACAGGGAGCAGGGCGGGGAGGGGAGGAGCAUCAGGGAGUGGGGCAGGGAGGGGAGUCGAGAGUGCGGCAGGGAGGGGAGCUGCAGGGAGCGGGUCAGGGAGGGAAGGUGCUGUAGGGAGCGGUGGAGUGGCGGGUGAGAUGGAAAUUGACCACAACGAUCCCACCCCUGGUGAUGCCUCGCAUAACAAUGGUGACAAUGUGGUUCGUUUUAGACUGAGGCGGCUGCAACACGUUCGUCAGCAAAGACAAGUGGCGCCAGAACCAAAAAAUAUGGAUCAGAGGCCAGCGGAUGUGGUGGCGGAAGGGAUGGGGGCGGACUCAGAGGCAACGGGCCAUACAAACCAGUCCCCAGUACCUGCGCAAAUCACAUCGCUUCCUCCACAAACUGUAGUCGCCCCUGAGGCCCUUCACAAGUUUCCGUACGAGGAGCUGGUACGGAAGGUCGCCCCUGAGGCCCUUCACAAGUUUCCGUACGAGGAGCUGGUACGGAAGGUCGCCCCUGAGGCCCUUCACAAGUUUCCGUACGAGGAGCUGGUACGGAAGGUUGCCCCUGAGGCCCUCCAAAAGGAGCUGGAGCGGAACUUCCGCUACUGGACCAGCCAGUCGACAAG
Messenger RNA from Closterium sp. NIES-65, 1859 nucleotides. Lineage: Eukaryota; Viridiplantae; Streptophyta; Zygnematophyceae; Desmidiales; Closteriaceae. The record is from the annotation of a GenBank genome assembly.